Messenger RNA from Astrephomene gubernaculifera, 1453 nucleotides. The record is from the annotation of a GenBank genome assembly. Lineage: Eukaryota; Viridiplantae; Chlorophyta; Chlorophyceae; Chlamydomonadales; Astrephomenaceae.
CCAGUCCUUCUGCCAGUACCGCGGAAAGGUGCAGUCGAUGUCGCCCGAGGAGAUUGAGAACCUCAAGAAGUGCGACAAGGUAUGGAACAGCGUGGAGGUGCUCAACAUCCUGCAGGCGCUGGUGGACAAGAGCGGCAUCGUGGCGGAGCUGGAGGGGGACGGGGGCGAAAGGCUGUGUGAUCUGGACGGCUACUACCCGCAGUCCUCCAACGUGCUGCGGCUGCUGGGCUACUUUGCGCUGACGGGGCUGCUGCGGGUGCACUGCUUGGUGGGCGACUACAACACCGCACUCAAGGCCAUCUACCCGCUCAACCUGCACGAGCGCGCCCACCUCUUCACCCCUCGCAUCCCCGGGGCGCACAUCACCCUCUUCUACUACGGGGGCUUUGCAUACCUCAUGCAGCGCAGGUACCUCGACGCGGCCCGCUGCUUCAACGCGGUGCUGCUGUACAUCUACCGCGUCAAGUCCGCGCAUCGCAGCAGCCCACACUUCGAGCAGAUGCUCAAGAAGAACGAGCAGAUGUACGCGCUGCUGGCCAUCUGCCUGGCGCUGUGCCCCGUGGCGGCGAAGAGCCUGGACGAGAACGUGCUGAUGCAGCUCCGCGAGCGCCAGUCGGACAACAUGGCCGCCAUGGGCCGGGGUGACACGGACGUGUACGACACGCUCUUCCGGGACGCCUGCCCCAAGUUCGUCACCUCCACGCCGCCCGCCUACGACCAGGCCACCACCAACACCAACCAGCUGGCCUUCCGCGCGCAGCUGAACUCGUUCCUGCUGGAAGUGCGCUCGCAGCAGGCGCUGCCACAGAUGAAGCAGUACCUGCAACUGUACAGCAGCAUCAGCCUGGCGCGGCUGGCGGCGCUGAUGGACGUGGAGGAGGGCGCGCUGAGGCAGCAGCUGCUGUGCCUGAAGAACAAGCAGCGGCAGCUCAAGUGGGACGGAGGAAAGGACAUGACGUCAGGCACCUGGACGGUGGCCACCGACCUGGAGUUCCACAUCGACGUGGACCCCGAGAGCGGUCGCGAGAUGGUCAUGGUGUCGGAUUCGCAGCAGGUGGCCACGUACGCGCCCUUCCUGGCGCACCACAUUGCGAGGUUCGAGGAUAUCAUCCGCGACCUCUCGGCGCCCGCUGCUGCGGCGGCCCCGGCGGCGGCGGCGGCGGUGCCGGCGGCUCCCGUUGCUGCCACCCGCGCCUAGGCAUGUGUUCCAUGCAGGGGGCAGUGUGGGGGCCCGGUGACUGGCGCGGAAGGGAGGGAAGGAGAAGGGGGUGGAGGCUGAGCAGGGGGUGACGGGAGCUGUGUGGAGGGGUGCGAACCUGUUUGUGGGUUUUGGCCGGAUUUGGCGGUCCAGAGGUGAUGGUGUUGUUGUGAGGAGAAUGAGGGCUUUGGGUUGUCCGGGAUGGCUGGGGUGGGAGGAGGCGAGGAGGUGACAGGAGCGUGGCGUGAAGGAGCG